Messenger RNA from Dovyalis caffra, 1302 nucleotides. The record is from the annotation of a GenBank genome assembly. NCBI's taxonomy places the organism in Eukaryota, Viridiplantae, Streptophyta, Magnoliopsida, Malpighiales, Salicaceae.
AUGGCUUUUGGGUCAGUUUUAUUGGAGAUUUUGAAAAGACCUACAAUUGGGGAAGUGUUGAGUGAGAUUUUGAUUUUUGUGAUUCCUUUGUGGAUUGCUGUUGCUGUUGGGGUUGUUGUUGGGUGGGCAUGGAAGCCUAAAUGGGCUAGUAAUUUGAGUAGAGAAAUGUUGUUGGAUUCUAAGGUUUCAAAGGAGGAUAAAAAAGGAGAAUUUUCAGCAACAACAAUAAGUUCUAUGAUUCCCAGUUUGAAUAGUUUGAAGUUUCAGUUGCCAAGUUGUGUUUCUUGGGCUGCUGAUGAUGGUGGGAUUCAAAAGGAUUCUUUCUCUGUGCCACCAACCCUCAAUUCUGAAUGCAGUUCAUCAAAAACGGAAAUGGAAAAAUCAAAUCUUGUAACGGGAGAUGAUUUGGAGCAUUUGUGUAAGCUUGUUGAAGUGAAAGAUGGAGGUCCUGCUUGGAUUCAGAUGAUGGAUCGAUCAACACCGACUAUGAGCUAUCAAGCCUGGCGUAGAGAUCCUGAGACUGGCCCUCCGCAAUAUCGUAGCAGAACUGUUUAUGAGGAUGCCAUUCCUGAAAUGGUGAGGGACUUCUUUUGGGAUGAUGAAUUUCGAGCGCAGUGGGACGAUAUGCUUUUACAUGCUGAAACUUUGGAGGAGUGCCCUACCACCGGAACCAUGGUGGUCCAGUGGGUGCGCAAGUUUCCUUUCUUUUGUAGUGACCGAGAAUACAUCAUAGGUCGUCGAAUUUGGGAGUCAGGUCGAUUCUACUACUGUGUUACAAAGGGAGUUCCUUGCUCCUCUGUGCCAAGACGCAACAAACCAAGGCGUGUUGAUUUGUACUAUUCAAGCUGGUGCAUUCGUGCCGUUGAAUCAAAGAGAGGGGAUGGCCAGCUGACUGCCUGUGAAGUGAUCCUGUUUCACAAUGAAGACAUGGGUAUACCGUGGGAAAUUGCAAAGCUCGGAGUCCGGCAGGGCAUGUGGGGAGCUGUUAAGAAGAUUGAUCCUGGUUUACGUGCAUAUCAGAAAUAUAGAGCAUCUGCAGGACCACUUUCACGUAGUGCUUUCAUGGCUCAGAUCAACACCAAAGUGAGUGCAGACUACCUGAGGUCUUUGGAGAGCAGCACUAGUGAUUCAUUAGAGAUUGAAACUCUGGAACCACCAAAGAAAUGUGUUGGAAAUAAUGUACCUAGGUUGUUAUUGAUUGGUGGGGCUGUUGCUCUUGCUUGUACUCUUGAUCGGGGGCUUGUAACGAAGGCACUCAUAUUUGGAGUCGCUAGAAAGUUUGCAAUUGGAAGGAGGUUGUGA